Haplochromis burtoni (Burton's mouthbrooder) is the source of this 3071-nucleotide messenger RNA. It is a transcript of the gene tmem81, whose product is annotated as transmembrane protein 81. Lineage: Eukaryota; Metazoa; Chordata; Actinopteri; Cichliformes; Cichlidae. Bases 474 to 1466 code for a protein of 330 amino acids. The transcript has 5 exons. The record is from RefSeq and is a predicted model, not a curated record.
UCACCUGUUUAUCCAGUCUAAAGCUUUCUGUCUGCUGCUGAUAGAGCUGCGACACCGUCCGGCAGACGUGUCACGGUUCCACUUUCCUGAGAUUCAAAACCAAAAUCAGCAAACUGAGACUAAAAUCAGGGAAUAAUCAGAGUCAUGAAAUAUUCAUGAAAGAGAGAAAACAAUGAUGAACAGUGAAACGAGACGAGGAAAGCGGAUCUUAGCCACGAGCUGAAGGAAGCUAAAAGUCACAAAAUCGUUGUUUGAUAGUUACAGGCAGCCCGGCAGCGAGCUCCCACGUUUCUUAUCUCAGUGAAACGGAGUCACUGUAAACGGGUGCUACUUUUUCUUCUACCAGGACCUCUGACAGAACGGAGACCUUCAUUCUAUCCUCCUGGCAGCAUCACCUCCAACCACCACGACGCUUCUGCUGAGCUUUAACGUCACUCCCAUCAUCUGCUGGAGAUUCCCCAUCGAACCUCAGAAUGCAGAGCGUCGGGCUUCAGCGCCGCCUCCUCGUCUCUGUCUGCCUCUUCCUCCGCCUUCUGACCUCAGCUGAGUCGCAGCAGGUGGAGCAGCUAGUGGAGGAGGUGCAGAAUGUCCCAGUGGAGGUCAUCACUGAGAGCUCCCCCUGCAGCGCCACCUGUGGGCUGGGCCUCCGGACUCAGACUCUGUGCCUCCUAAAUGACAGCAGGGCAGCGAUGGAGGAGAAGUUGCCGAGCGGCGGUGAAGCAGAGGUGACGGAGAGGUGCCGCGUCCGGGCGGUGCAGUGCAUGGACACGUGGCAGUGCGGACUCCAAACCAUGACAGUCACAUCCGGACAGAGGGUGGAGGUUGACUGUGUGGGAGACGUGAUGGAGGCCACGGGGAGGUUCUCCUGGAGGGUGUCGUGGCGUUACGCCCGAGGGAUCAUCAGCACUGACGACGCUCUGCUCGCCCGCUGGGACGCUCCCGAGCUGGACCGAGUGGUUCUGGACCCCGUCAGAGAGGAGGAUGCAGGUGAGCGCACCUCUGCACGUGCUCAGUCAGACCCACAUUAUAGGAGUGACGUGAUUCUGCUGGGAUACACCGUCUUUAUUUGUGGGUCACUAACCUGUAAAAGCUCUUCUUCUGUGGUGAUGCUUACACGAAAGGAAAAUAUUUGUGAGAGUGAAACUCGAAUCAGACUGACUCCUCCAUCGUCCUCAGGGACGUACCGCUGUGACGUGCAGGACGCCGCCUACCGCAGGGUCAAACGGGCUUACUGGGGCAUCCGGGUUCUGCCCGUCGGCGUCCUCAGCCUGGACUACGACAGCUCCCUGGCCCUUUGGGAUGAAGGCGAGAAGAACCAGACCGAAGAGGAGGAGGAGCAGAGGAAGAUCUUUCCCUUUGCUCUCCUUGCGAUGGGCGUCAGCGUAGUGGUCGCCGGCGUCUUCGCUGCUCUGCUGAGAGGCUACGAGGCGAUGAAGAGGAUAAGGAGGAGGAGAAGAGGGAUUUAAAGGCGUCUGGUUCCUUCUGAAUCUUCCAACCUGCUUCAAAUAAUUGAAAAUCGUUUUUCAGGAGUUUGUUAUUAAAAUGAAUGACAAAUAAAACCCAAACCUGCAGAUACACGUCACCAACAGGUUUCAGUUUGGAACGCGCUUCAUUCUGCCGGGUGCAGUGCGGCCGUGUUCCUGUAGAUGGCAGUGUUGGCUCAGCCCUGAUGAAGCUCUGCAGCUCAUAAAUCAGCUGCUGCAUACAAAGCCUUUUAUCCACAUUUUAAAAUAUUCUUUAAGAGUUGUGAAAAAACUAGUGUUCAUUUUUUCCAGCAUUCCAGGUCACAGCUGGAACAUCUGUGCGCUGAGGUGCAUCCAUGUGUGUUACAGGUGUGUUUGAGUCUCAGACUGCAGGGCAGCUCCAGCCAGGCAGGGAAAGCAUUAAAGACUGCCCUCCAUAAUAACCAGCAUGGUGUUGUUGGCAGUGCUUUGGUGCUUCCGUGGAAAGGCGUCUCCUCAGCAGUGAUUCUGCUUCACAAUAAGAAGCUUGUUUUAGCACAGGUCAGGUGAACGAGGCCACGAUGCUGUCGAGCUGAGUGAGCGAGCGGGCAAAACAAACAAAGUGAUGAUGAUGAGCUCGCUGUAACGGAUUCAUGUGCUGGUGGAAGCAGCCCUGCGACGAAGCACGGAGGGGGGUCAGGUAGGCCUACGUCAGGCCCAUUUACUGUCCUCAGCAGGGAAACAGUCAAAUGUAAUGCACAUGUGGUUCAUGACUAAUGCACCCAUCUUAUUGUUGUGACUCAGACGUUACAUGACAGAUGGUCUGCACUGCACCCUCUAACUGCUCAGACUGGUAGUUGGUGUAAAAAUGCAAUGAAACUGGUUUUAAGCGAUGCCCCAGUAAUAACUCAUCUUCCCAGGAUCGCUGUCCCGUUUUUUAAAAUAAUAAGCCACCCUGGGGUUUGUGAUGAGGACCCAGAGCAGUAACAUCUCUCUCUCUGCGGGGCUCUCAUUUAUGAAACGGAGCGUCUCACUCUGAAAAAUGUCGUCUGUAGCACGUCCAAUCAGUGUUUGAGCAUGAAAACCCAGCCAACGGCGCUCUGAUCAACACAUCUCUAAUCAAAACAAACUGAUCGCACCUUUUGAUUCCUCUCUAUAGUGUUUCCAGCCAUAGACCAAAAACAUGACCACCAAUGAGCAACAUGUGGACUUAAAGGGGAGGAGCUAAAACAGCUUGUUUCAAGCAGAGGUGAAGUGAGGGGCUCGUACCUGCAGCCGAGCGGCUGAUUUACCAAAGAAGAAUAAAAAGAAUGAAAAAUGUGAAAAGGUUACAAAGGAAGGAAAGCACAGCUGCUGCAGAGAAAUCAGACAUGUGAGAAGAAAAGUCGCUGCACAUCAGAUUAUUCUUCCACGUUACUAAAAGUGAGACUGAAACCUGGGAAGAAGCCAGCCAGAGGUAACGGACUGAUCAAUAUCAGCCCUCUGUCAUUAAGACAGGACAAUCUGAUGGAUUACAAUCAUUAUUUCAUUAAAUGAAUCAUCAAGAGACACCUUUAGUGUUCAUUCUCUCAGCUGCAGCCUCAGUGCUGUUGAACAGUUUGAGAGGAAAUAAAGUAAAAUCAAAUAACA